AUGCCUUCGUUACUAAAUAUCCCCCCCGAACUUCGCGAGUGCAUUAUUCAGCAUGUCCUCUGUAGCCAUCAGAUGCCGCCUGAAACUCCCUCCAACGCUAAUCGAGUCGAUUUUGAAGACAUGGACAUAAUAUGGCGUGAGAGCCCGUACGGUAUCUAUCAUGAACAACGAGGCACACACUCGCCCUCUAAUUGUAUAUCACUCCUCUUGACCAACCGACAACUAUCUGCAGAAACAAGGUCCGUCAUCAACCGCAUGAGAUCAACAACAACCUACGUUCUUGACAUCUCUGUUUUGAAUGAGUUGGAACUCUUUCCUACCUGGGUAUCGGUUCCACAUAUCACAAAUCGCGUGUCCAAACUUUACGUUGACGUACGAUUCUUUGGCCACAUUCUUUCAGAAAAAGUGGCCCGCUAUCAAUAUAAUGAUGAAGACGUCCUAGGAUAUCACUGGAGCUUUUAUGGCUUGUUGGCACGAUUUCUCCGAUACGGGCCAGUUGAUGAGAAGAAAAAAAUGUCGGGAAGACAAAAUUCAUCGUCUAAAAAACCGACGACAUUCCACGAUUAUGACGUGACCGUCAACUUACUUGUUCUCAACUUCAAAUCUGCGGAGACAGAACUAUCGUUUCCGCCGGAUACGGUAACAUAUCAGACAUGGCGUAGUCAUCAUUUCACGCCUAUUGAAUCUCGAGAUAUUUCUCCUGCCAGCAUUGAUCUCGAAAAGUAUACCACCCGCCCCGAGUGGUUUUCUACAUUCCUGUUCCAUGAGAUCAAAUCAUUCUUGAGCAUGAGCUAUCUUGGUUCGUUUUACGGAAGGAUUCUCUAUGAACGGAUUGGAGCCAUUCGAAUACUUGUCAAUGAGAACCUAGAGCAUGAGUUUGAUCUCUCCAGCAUGCUGGCUAGCUUGCGGUUUACUGGCCCAUGGGAAACGUUUGGCCAUAUAGAAAAUGAAGACCGGCUAUCUGCCUUUUGGAAUUGGAAGCGGCAGACUCUCAUGAGGCGGGAUCAACUAGGGUUUCCUGUUGUUCGGGCCGAGGACCUGGAACUAGCAUGA
Talaromyces atroroseus is the source of this 1053-nucleotide messenger RNA. RefSeq lists its product as hypothetical. The transcript has a single exon. The record is from RefSeq and is a predicted model, not a curated record. NCBI's taxonomy places the organism in Eukaryota, Fungi, Ascomycota, Eurotiomycetes, Eurotiales, Trichocomaceae. The coding region runs from base 1 to 1053 and encodes 350 amino acids.